AUGGCUCCGGAAUCCUCGUCGCCGGACCCCUACUCCGAGCUCAUCGCAGCUUGCGAUACUCCGGCCAAGAUGCAAGCCGCCUACAUAAACCACAGAACAAACCGCGGCGCCCAACAAGCCUCCCUCUUCGCCUCCCCGACCUUUCCCGGCGUGACCAAGGACCACUACCUCUCCAUUACGGAAUUCUCCAAAACGGGCAAAGACCUUUCCGGCGUCCCCCUUGAUCCCCGGAACAGCAUUACGCUAUGGGGCCGGCCGCCCGAGCAUAUUCUCAAGAUGGCCUCGGCCAUCCCCGCCCUCGUCAACUACGCUUACGCGAACCGCACUCGACUCGUGAAGCCCAUGGUCUCCUACGACGCCACCGGCGUAGCCCUCACCUUUGUUCCCGCCGCUGGCGAGCCACGCACCUCCCGUGACCCGGACCCGGCGGGCAUCCCGGACUUCGCCCCUACGAAUCAGCAGCACCUUCGUCAAGCUCCCGUGGAUUGUGACGAGUACACCUACCACCACCUCCGCCGGGACGUCUACAAAAUCAUUACCAGUUGUUUCCCAUCCGCCCCCGAGGCGCGGUACCAGUAUCCCUCAGCCCACAUUACUUUGGGUCGUUACCUCGCCCUGGAGGACUAUUCUACACCGGAGAAACGAGAGAGGUGGAUCGCCGCCGUGGAUGACAUCAAUCGAUGGCUCGAAGAAGAGGUGUGGACUGAUCGAAGUGAGUUCGUUGGCGAAUGGAUCCUUGGCCAUGAAAAAGGGCUAGAGGUCAGAGCCGGCAUGUUGUGGUAUGGUGGUGGUCGAAUGAUUAUGGCAGGCGAAGGUUUCUAA
This is a messenger RNA of Parascedosporium putredinis, 822 nucleotides long. Lineage: Eukaryota; Fungi; Ascomycota; Sordariomycetes; Microascales; Microascaceae. The record is from the annotation of a GenBank genome assembly.